Messenger RNA from Juglans microcarpa x Juglans regia, 611 nucleotides. RefSeq lists its product as uncharacterized. The transcript has a single exon. Gene Ontology annotation, cellular component: cytoplasm; nucleus. Lineage: Eukaryota; Viridiplantae; Streptophyta; Magnoliopsida; Fagales; Juglandaceae. Bases 74 to 391 code for a protein of 105 amino acids. The record is from RefSeq and is a predicted model, not a curated record.
CACCUCUCUUCCACAAGCGAAAUCUGCAAAACCACAUAGACAAGAGGAAAUUGAUUACUCACCUCGAACAUCCAUGACCGACUCACUUAGAAGUAAAUCCUGCAUCCAGGGGAACCGGCAGCAGACCAGCCGGCUACAACGGCGCGCCCCGGCGUCCUUGCAAAUAAGCGCUCCCUCUUCCAAUUGGAACGUGGCCAUUCCGCUCCUGUCCCCGCUUGACGCUUCGCCCUCGUCUUCGAAGUUGGUGACCGAUCGGACGGUGGCUUUGAAUUCCAGGGAGGAGCAGAGGCAGCAGGUCGCGGAGCCGGAGAAGGUGGUGCUCAAGAAGUGGCAGCACCCGCCCUUCAGCUACGAUCCUGCUCCGAGGGUCCGACCCUUUGUGCCCGUAUAACUGGAAUAUGGACUCUCUUUCGUCCGAAAAAGAUGCUCAAUAGGAAAAUUAAGAUUGUAUGAUUGACAAAUAGUAUUUACAUCUUACGUACGGUAUGUGCUGUGAAAGCCUCUUUUUUGUUUUUUUUUUUGGAUCAACAUGACAUGUGCUUGUACAAUACUAUACUAAAUAGAAUUAAUGCAAUUUAGCUCGCCAGUUUAUAUGAUACAAAAUCUAGUUA